Molecule: messenger RNA, 1815 nt
Organism: Aedes aegypti (yellow fever mosquito)
Lineage: Eukaryota; Metazoa; Arthropoda; Insecta; Diptera; Culicidae
Exons: 4
Coding region: 395-1693 (432 amino acids)
Source: RefSeq, a predicted model, not a curated record
ACUCGAUAUCGAGAUAGGAAAUAAUCACAGUAAGGGAGAGUUCCUUCCUUCCAUCAGAGUAGCCCCGUGUUUUGACGCCAUUCUCCCGCGCACGUGUUAAGAAUCCAAUCGAAUCACGUGUGAAAGCAGUCAUACUUGCGAAAAACUAAAAAUCGAUUUCCCGACUAUAAUCCCCGUCGUCACCUGUGUCUGGUCUGAAGGUUUCCAUCUACUUGGCGCCCUGUUCACCAAGGCAACUGCUUACUGUGGUUUGUCUCGCAUUUGCAUUGUCUGUUGUGUAUUUUGCGUGGCCUUCUUCGUUCUUCAUUGUCCGCCCUUGCGCCGCAAAAAUCGAUUAAACUUUAAUUAGUACAGUAACCGCGUUGGCUCCAAUCGAAGUGGUCCGGAUUCCGGGAUGAGUAAAUCUCCGUCGUCGGAGACGACCAGCGAGACGCAAAGCGUCAGCGACGAGUCCAUUGCCGCUUCCGUGGUCAACUCGUCGUCAAGUGCCCCGAUAAGGUCCAAUGUCGCCAAGACGGCAACCACGGCCAAGAAGCCCGCGAAGGAAGAACCGAAGGAGCGUCCUCCGUGGCGUCCGGCCAGCGUCGCCAGCGUGGUUCCGACCGUUCCGAAGCCCGACUUGCGGGCCAGAAUUUUGGACGUGUCCAAACGGCUGCGUCGCGUGAAUGCGUCCGCCCAAACCGAUCCGGUGCAUACGAAGCUCAUGAAGGAAGUUUCUACCGAUGAACCCAAAGACCUUAUUCCGAUGGUCGAUGAGGAGAUUCUUACCGACGGCAAUCUGGUGAUUCGCGAAAUAGGAAAUUUUAUCCUGACGCAUUCGGUAGCGCAGAUGACGGAAUCGGUUCCAACCUUGGACGCAGCAACACAGACGGCUCUUCCUCGAAGCGGCAUUUCUUUCCGGAAGUUUUUGGAUUCUGGAGCAGGGGACGGUCCGGCUCCGAAGGUUGUAAUAGACGAGGCACCCAGUGAAAAAGGCGUUGAAACGUCGUCCAGUUUGGAAGAAUUGAUCAAAAUGGACGAGAAGAUCAAACAGUUCUUCAGGACUUCGGACUUGGAAGAGCUGGAAAACCUGGAUGACAUGGAAUCCAGCCAUAGCAACGACAGUAUCAAAGAGCAACCUACCCCGGAUCUACUGGCCGGUUCGUCCCAGGACGCAGCCCAGCACAAAUCGCGAUUCCUGGAACCUCCGGCUUUCAACUCCUGGCAGAAUUUGGACUUUUCGGACGAAGAGUCGGAACACUACGUUCGCCGGGAACUACCGCGGCGCUCAAUCGGUGAGGGCAAUCGACCGUGGGCCGAGUUCAAAGACCUGGUGAUCGGAUCGCGGUUGGCCAACAUGCGGCUUUCGCCGAUACCACCGCGACGGCCACGUCCUAACAAGAAAACUGUCACAUGGAGUGACACCCAGCACCGAGCCGUGUCGGAUCUGCUCCACGAGGCUACUGCGCUGGUAGACAUGUUCGACCACGUCUCGAUGUUGCUUGGGCCGGACAUAAAGCUGCAUUCGAUCCCACCGCAGGAAGACUUCAAGCUGCCGCCGCCCAAGUGGGAACCCCUGCUGACCAAGUCUUGUGAUCUGCUGGAGGAGAAGUUGGCGAAAGUUCGGCAUCUGACGUUCGAAGAUCUGGACAAUGAUUUGCUGUUGCAGCCAGUCAAGACGCAGCCAAUCAACGACUUGGAGGUGACAUUGUAAAAUCAGAAUCAGCCUCGAUCUUAAAAUUUCUUUAUUCAGUUUCUCAAACUUAACAGAUCUGUGUAAUGCUUGUAUGUAUGUGUCUCGAUGUUUGUAAUACAAUGAAACAAUGACGUAACUUG